UCGGGCCUGUGGCGGCCUCGGGCUCGGACGUGCCGGCGCCGCGCCUCACACGGGUCCCGCUCGCCCCGGGUGGAGGCCCGCGAGGGCCCGCGGGGCCGUAGGGUGCCAGCCGGGCAGCACUGCCGCGGGGGUUCGGGCGGGCGUUUCCCUCACGGUUCCUGAGGUGCAGCCUCAGGGUGAGGGUGCGGUGCUGAGGCGGAGCCUCCUCUCCACACGCGUGGGCGCGCGGUCCGUCCUCGGAAGUGGCCGCUCGGGUCGUCUGCUGUUGCCUGCCUUUGUGUUCUGGGUGUGACACCCCCUGUCAGAGGUGCAGCCCGCAGUGUCUUCUCCCCUUCAGUUUGACGAAGUCCACCUGUUCCCGUGUCUUGCCUUCACUCCCUGUGCUGUUGGGAUCCGAUCUGGAAAACAGUGGAGCAUCCCAGUGUCCCGAAGUGCUUUGCCUCCGCCUUCUUCUAACAGCUUGAAAGUUUCAGGCCUCAUAGUUAGGCCUUCAGUUCAUUUUGAGUUGAUUUUUUUGUACGUAGUUUCAUUCUUCUGCAUGUGGACAUGAAAUUUUCCCAGCACUAUUUGUUAAAAACGCUGUGCUGCUAAUUCAUGUUCUUGGCACCUCUGUCGGAGAUCUGCUGGCUCUAUAUGCCUGGAUUUCUUUCUAGAGUCUUCUCCAUUGGCUUGUAGAGUUAGUGUGAGAGAGAGACAGAGAAAGAUCUUUCUUCCGUUGGUUCACCCCCCAAAUGGCUGCUGCGGCCAGCGCGCUGCUCUGAUCCGAAGCCAGGUGCCAGGUGUUUCCCCCUGGUCUCCCAUGCGGGUGCAGGGCCCAAGCACUUGGGCCAUCCUCCACUGCCUUCCCGGGCCACGGCAGAGAGCUGGACUGGAAGAGGAGCAACUGGGUCUAGAACCCGGUGCCCAUAUGAGAUGCCCGUGCCAUAGACAGAGGAUUAACCAAGUGAGCCAUGGUGCUGGCCCCUCAAAAAAAUGUUUAUACACAGGCACAUUAGGCAGCGGAAGGUGGUCGAGAUCCUAGGCUUUAAAAGUGGGAGCUCCCCCACUUCAAAGUACACCACCAGGAUAACUGCCGUGCUCCCAGUACGUGUUUUGUCCUCAGCCGCCUGGAAGGACCGGGCAAGCUCACUGUUGCGUGCUCUGGAAUGGUUAGACCCAUUGUGACUUCCUCUCACCCUCUGAGGCACCACGCAGGACAGGAUGACUUACCCUGAGCACCUGGAAGUGGGAGCGACUGCGCCGAGGGAGAGCAGACAGCACAUCUGAGUGUCAUGAAUCCUGAGCCUUUCCACAUGCCCUGGCCAUUUCAUCAAGCACCUAAGGACCGUUUUAAGAACCUUGCUGUCUCCAGAAGAAACAAAAACGAUGAAAGGGCAGAAGCUUGGGUUGCCGCCAAUGCUGCGUUGGAGUCUGAGGUUGAGCCUUGGUCCUCGUUGUGGCCUGCAGAUGGGAGAGACCGACCUGGCCUCCUUCCGCCUCUCUUCAAAGUUCUGUCUGAUGGGCGAGGUGAGGCCCCUAGGCUGCAGCCGGACUCCAGAGCGUUGCAGUACAUGAAGAAGCUUUACAAGGCUUACGCUACGAAGGAGGGGAUUCCUAAAGCCAACAGAAGUCACCUCUACAACACAGUUCGACUCUUCACACCCUGGGUCCAGCAGAAGCAGGCUCCAGGACGUCAGGAAACAGGAGUCCUGCCGUCCGUGGACCUGCUGUUUAACCUGGAUCGUGUUACUGCCGUGGAACACCUGAUCAAGUCGGUCCUGCUCUACACUCUCGACAGCUCCGUCUCUUUCUCGAGCGCUGUGCAGUGUGUGUGCAGCCUGGUGAUGAAGGAACCAGGGACUUGCAGCGAGACGCAGGCAGCGACUCCACGCCCAUUCACCUUGCAGUCACGGUUUGAAUUUAGGAAGAAACACAAGUGGGCUGAGAUAGACGUGACCCCACUCCUUGAGCCUCUCGUGGCCUCCAGUGAGAGCCACGUGCACCUGUCUGGAAACUGCACUUGUGUGAAAGACGAGCAGCAGCGUCCCACUGCACAGGAGGGUCCCUUGAACCUAACUGGGCUAGCGUCCGCCUCCCUGAUCUUGUAUUUGAAUGACACCAGUGCACAGGCCUAUCACGGGUGGUAUUCCCUACCCUACAGAAGGAGGCCUUCACGGGGUCUCCAGCAGCAAAGUCGGCCUGCCCCUGGGGCAGGAGAAGAGGCUGCGCAGGUGGGCAGGUCGUCCAGGCGUCAGAGAGGUCAGGCUGCCGUCGGCUCUCAACUGAAGCAGCCCCUGGUUACAGCUUCUUUAAAUCUGAGUGAAUACUUCAAACAGUUUGUCUUUCCCCAGGAUGAGUGUGAGCUCCAUGACUUUCGCCUUAGCUUCAGUCAGCUGAAAUGGGACAACUGGAUCGUGGCGCCACACAGGUACAACCCUCGAUACUGUAAGGGGGACUGUCCCAGGGCCGUCGGGCACCGGUAUGGCUCUCCGGUUCACACCGUGGUGCAGAACAUCAUCUACGAGAAGCUCGACUCCUCGGUGCCGAGGCCGUCGUGUGUACCUGCCAGAUACAGCCCCCUGAGUGUUCUGACCAUUGAGCCCGGCGGCUCCAUUGCCUACAAAGAGUAUGAAGAUAUGAUAGCUACCAAGUGCACCUGUCGUUAGCAUGUGCUUCUCCAGACUACUGCCGUGAGCCUGUUGGGCAGAGUGAGUGCUGGGCGCCUAUCUGAACCUUGUGGAGAAAGCUUCCUAGGUCACAUGUGAGCUGGCGUGUUGUAUGAAGAGGGCAUGUGCAGAUGAGUAAAUGGCGUGGCAUCUUUCAGUGCAAAGGGAAUCGUUGCUAUUGGCCUAUUUCCACAUUUAAGUGAAACAUUAUUUGGGGGAAAUUUAAUUUUUUCUUACUGAGUGUUUUUCUUUUUCAUAAAUAUCUUAAUUUUGAUGAAAAAAUAUUAGAAUUAAUUUUGGGUGCAAUGGCAACUCUGCAUUGAUAACCCUGAUUAUUGUAGUCUUAAUGGAAGAAUAAAUUAAUUUC
Lepus europaeus (European hare) is the source of this 3012-nucleotide messenger RNA. RefSeq names its product growth differentiation factor 9 (gene GDF9). NCBI's taxonomy places the organism in Eukaryota, Metazoa, Chordata, Mammalia, Lagomorpha, Leporidae. Gene Ontology annotation, molecular function: growth factor activity; cytokine activity. Gene Ontology annotation, biological process: BMP signaling pathway; SMAD protein signal transduction. Gene Ontology annotation, cellular component: extracellular region. Bases 1272 to 2645 code for a protein of 457 amino acids. The transcript is spliced from 4 exons. The record is from RefSeq and is a predicted model, not a curated record.